This is a messenger RNA of Entrophospora candida, 1122 nucleotides long. NCBI's taxonomy places the organism in Eukaryota, Fungi, Glomeromycota, Glomeromycetes, Entrophosporales, Entrophosporaceae. The record is from the annotation of a GenBank genome assembly.
AUGUCAACUCAUAAAACUAGUAGUAGCAAAACAUCCGUUAAUUCUUCCUCCUAUAGUAGUAAUGAUGGUGUGGUUUACACUACCACCACCACCACAAAAACUACAAAAAAUCAAGUCGAUGAUGGUAAUAUAGAAGUAGAAAUAACGAAUGAAUCAUCUUCCAGAGAUCAAGUUUCCUAUUUGAAACAUGAUAAUGAAUCUUUACCUGAUGAUUUCAAUUUCUUUGUCAAGCCAAAUCAAUCUGUUGAUUAUAAAUUAUCAGAUUGUAGUGGCAAAAAAAAAAGUUUGCUAAUUGGAAUUAAUUAUUAUAACACUUCUUACACAUUAAAAGGAUGUAUUAAUGAUGUACAGAAUAUAAAAAAGUUCAUAAUUAAUACUUAUGGGUUUAGUGAAUCUAAUAUGCUUAUAUUGACCGAUGAUCAACUUGACCCUUCAAAAAUACCUACUAGAGAAAAUCUUUUGAAUGCUAUGAAAUGGCUUGUUUCAGGUGCUCAAAAAGAUGAUUCUGGGCAUGGUGGUCAAUUAGCAGAUUCUACUGGCGAUGAAGAAGAUGGUUUUGAUGAAACUAUUAUGCCAGUUGAUUUUCAAACAAAAGGUCAAAUCAUCGAUGAUGAAAUGCAUCAUAUUCUGGUAGAAUCUCUUCCACUUGGCGUCAGAUUAACGGUAGUUUUUGAUUGUUGUCAUUCAGGAACCGUUCUCGAUCUACCAUACGUCUACUCAACUCGUGGUGUAAUCAAGCGUCCAAAUUCCUUUAAAAAAAAUGUGUUUUCGGUUGGUAUAAAAUAUUUACAUGGAGAAGUCGAAGGGUUGAAAAGUACUCUGUCGAAUGCGUUCUCUAGUUCAAAAAUUCGUAGAAAAAAUAUAGCAACAAAGGCGAGUCCUGCUGAUGUUAUAAUGUUUAGUGGGUGUAAAGAUGAACAAACAUCUGCUGAUGCACAUGAAGCAGGUCAAGCUACUGGCGCAAUGUCUCACGCUUUGGUUAAAUCUUUAACACAGAAUCCACAUCCUACAUACAAAGAGCUGUUAAUCUCGAUUAGAGACAUUCUUAAAGCAAAAUAUGCUCAAAAGCCUCAAUUAAGCGCAUCACAUGAAAUGAAUAUGAAUGAUGUUUUCAAAAUGUAA